CGAUCUGCACACAACUCCAGCGUGCAACACACUUUCCAUCAAUCAAUCAAUUAAACUAAGCUCGCAUUCAAUCGCAGCCGCACUCCGCUAAACCCACGCCGAUCAUCCCACUCCCACCCACGCAGCUCGCUCGAUUCCCACUUCCACCAAAUCCCCUGCCUCCCCGCGCGCGCGCCUGAGAUCCAAAUCCGGCCGCCGCCCGCGAUGCCGGAGGCGGCGUCGCCGCCGCCGCUGCUCCCGCCGCCGGCCUCUGCGAGCUCCCCGGCCGCCUCCGUGCUGCGGGCUCGGCGGCGGCGCAGGGCGUGGCGCCGCCCGCGCGGGCUGCUCUGCUGGGGCGCCCUGGUCGCCUUCUUCUUCCUCAUGAACUGGUGGAUGUUCUCCCACCUCCAGGACCCCGCCACGCGCCCGCGCUUCCGCCUCCGCCGCAACCCGCCCCGCGCGACCAACUCCUCGCUCUCCACCCUGGAAGAGGUGAAUGCUACUGAAAAGGGGAAGAGGCCUCACCCGGUCAUGCUCACACGCCUGCUCGCUUUGGUGGCCCAUGCUUUGGCAGAGGCAGAUAAUAGGCCAGAACCCAAAGACCUAUGGAAAGAGCCAAUAAAUGCUACUUUGUGGAAACCUUGCUCUGACCAAAGGGAUUGGGAAGCAUCAGGCAAUAUCAGUUCAUCAGAGGGAACCAAUGGUUACAUCAUCAUCAGUGCAAAUGGUGGAAUAAACCAGCAAAGGGUAGCGAUCUGCAAUGCCGUUACCAUAUCCCGGUUGCUCAACGCAACUCUUGUCAUUCCAAAGUUCUUGUACAGUAAUGUUUGGCUGGACAAAAGCCAGUUUCGAGAUAUAUAUCAGGAGGAUUAUUUUAUCAAAUAUUUGAAACCUGAUAUUCGGAUUGUGAAGGAGCUUCCUUUGGAGUUGCAAUCGUUAGAUUUGGAGGCAAUUGGUAGCCUUGUUAAUGAUACAGAUGUCAUGAAAGAGGCAAAGCCAAGUAUAUAUGUAAAAAAGAUACUACCAAUUUUACUGAAGAACAGAGUUGUCCACUUUGUAGGAUUUGGCAACCGCUUAUCUUUUGACCCGAUACCUUUUCAACUUCAGAGAUUGCGAUGCAGAUGUAACUUUCAUGCUCUUCGUUUUGUACACAAAAUACAAGAAACUGGUGCAUUACUUGUAGAGAGAUUGCAAGGCCACAUGCCCCAUCUGUUGCCUUUGCAAGAUAAUCUUUUAGGUCAUUUUGCUGGGAAAUCCAUCCCCAGUGGGAACAGGAACGAGUCGUCCAAAUAUCUAGCAGUUCAUCUCAGAUUUGAGAUUGAUAUGGUUGCAUACUCAAUGUGUUACUUUGGUGGUGGGAAAGAUGAGGAAGAGGAAUUAGAGAUGUAUCGUCAAAUUCAUUUUCCUGCUCUGACAGAAAUCAAGAGGACAACAAAGUUGCCCUCUGCUGCUUUCUUGCGAUCUGAAGGCAAAUGCCCCCUUGCACCUGAAGAAGCUGUGCUUAUGCUCGCUGCUAUUGGUUUCAAGCGCAGGACUAGUAUAUAUAUUGCAGGUGCUGAAAUUUAUGGAGGGAGGCAUAGGAUGGCUGCCAUAAGUCGCCUUUAUCCUGCUUUAGUAACUAAAGAAACACUUCUGUCCCCAUCGGAGCUUGAACCAUUCAGAAACUUCUCAUCGCAGUUGGCAGCUCUGGACUUUAUUGCAUGUGCAUCAGCUGAUGCAUUUGCUAUGACUGACCCAGGCAGCCAGUUCUCUUCUCUUGUUCAAGGAUACCGCAUGUACUAUGGUGGUGGGGACCUUCCCACAUUAAGACCAAAUAAGCGUCGCCUAGCCAGCAUACUUGUGAAGAAUGCCACAAUAGAGUGGAAGGAAUUUGAAACAAGAGUAAACAAACUCAUACAGCAAACUAAGCAAGUCCAUGAGAGGCCAAUUGCGAGGAGCAUAUUCAGACAUCCGCGUUGUCCAGAGUGUAUGUGCAGAACAGAUAAUUGAGACAUUUUGGAAGUUUCUUGAGCUUGUAACUGUAUUAUGCAGCCAGUGGCCCAGAGCUUGUUUUGGCUCUUUGGCUGAUACCUCAACAUGAAGCACCACUGGAAUCAACUUGGAGAUUGGGUGACAAAGCUCUCACUUUAAGCUGAACAACAACCUUGCAUUCUAAAUAUGGUUCCAGCACAGCUGAUUGGGAUCAAAUUCAAUUUACUGACUGCUCUGAUCAGUUUGACAUUGCGUUGGAUUUGGAUUGUGGUAGAUCAGCAACUAAUUUUUGCAUCUGAGCUACGGUGUUGCUGCUGCCGUAUUUUUGAUAGGUCAGGCUGGGAACAGCAUUGUUACCGCGAGUGUAUUAUCUGUAUAUCUGACAGAUGGAAAAGCAACUAUAUUAUUUCUGUUCAGAGUUCAGAAGAUCUAUCAUUUGUCAACACAGGCUUCUGGCUUUGUGCGAUUGGAGCAUGCCAUAUCAAUUGUGGUUUGUCCAUCAUUUGUUGAGUCAAGUUCUCCAACUCGCUGUACAUUUUGUUCUCAUUCCUUUUCAGUGGGUAAUGUUGUACUAUACGAGCCGUACAUAUUGUAAGUUCAUACCAAAGGGCAAAGUUAGCAAUGCUGCCAUUUUGUGUAUCUAUACAUUGUGUAUCAUCAAAGUGCAGACUUGCAGUGUCGUGCUGCUGCUAUGAGGACGAUCUCCAUUCUCUUUU
This is a messenger RNA of Triticum dicoccoides, 2666 nucleotides long. RefSeq names its product O-fucosyltransferase 15-like. NCBI's taxonomy places the organism in Eukaryota, Viridiplantae, Streptophyta, Magnoliopsida, Poales, Poaceae. Bases 205 to 1968 code for a protein of 587 amino acids. The transcript is spliced from 10 exons. The record is from RefSeq and is a predicted model, not a curated record.